GAGGUUAAGGUAGCAGUAGCAACAGUGGGAAUCAUCUGUAGUGUCUUUGAACAUAUUCAAACACUCAGUAUUCUGCAUUUUCAAUGUUGGAAACAAAAUUGCACAUUCCCUUCAGGCUGUAGAUGCUUAUGGCCAGCUCUAUGACUCCUGAGGAGUUGGCAACCACGCCUGCGGGAAUCCCGCCGCCGGGAGUGGUGCCCAACCUUAUCGAUCCGCCCUCAGAUGGCAAUCUUUUAAUUAUCAUCGGCAGCAUCAUGAUGGCCCUGAUGCUUAUCACAGCAGGGCUGAGUUUUUACACAAGAAUUUUUAUCAGACGGGGAACCGCACCGGAGGACUGGACACGUCUCGUUGCAGUGAUUGGUGCGAUAUUCUAUUUCGUGAUUUGUGUCAUCGCCGUCGUGAAAGGAAAGUUCGGGACACACAUGUACGAUCUCUCACUUGCUCAUGUUUCAAGCGAUGCAUUCAUCAUCUCAGGGUACUUUGCGAAUUGGGUAACUUCGAUCGUAUGGGGUUUUGCAAAGACUACUUUCUUCCUGAUGUACCUCUCAAUGUUUCAAAGCAUUACGUGGUAUCGAUACGCCAUCUACUUUGGACUCUUUGUGAACUGGGGGUUUUAUAUCGCCAUCAUCAUUGCUACUCUCUAUUUCACCAGCCCUGCACCGGGGCAGACUUGGCAGGAGUCAUUUGCCUCGCCGCGAUACGCAAAGUCCUUAACAAUGACCAUUCCCAUUGCCUCUGGCAGUCUGGCUCUUGACCUGUACAUUUUGAUCCUACCCAUGUUCCCCAUCUGGGGGUUGCGUAUGGAUCUGAAGAAGAAGCUUGGCGUUUUAUCCAUCUUUGGGACAGGCGUACUAGCUUGUGUCGCAUCGUCUCUCAGUAUCUACUUCAAAAACAGGCUAGACCACCACACUGAAGAUUUUAGCUAUUAUACCCUGCCUGUCCUCAUCAUGUGCUUGGUUGAAAUGUGUGUCGGAAUCACAGCAAGCUGCAUGCCAUCCAUGGCUCUCUUUUUCCGUACCAAAGGCGGCGUCCUGAGCCGGCUUUUCUCGCGGAUCAUUCCACAUUCAUCCAGGCUGGGGUCGAGUAAAGCAAAGCGCAUGAAUGGCGAUCUCUCGAUCGAAUCUUCUGAUCAAUGGCCACUGCGUCCUAUGCCAGAUAAGAUCCAGUACAGGCGAAUGGAAGACGCUCUUCUCGACUCAACAACCUUGAAUAAGGUGGAGCCGGUGCGCACGACGAUCCGGGCGGAGCCACGACCGCAUAGUCUGGCUAAUGAUGGGAUUCGCUUAGAGUACGAGAUUGAUCAUGGCAUUCAGUACAAUUCAAACGCUGUCUAAUCAAUAAAAAGUAUACUACUGGGCGAGAAAUGAUUCUCAGGCCGUGCAUCGGGCAUCGUACCUUGUAUGAGUAUAGUAUACAGCACAUAAAUACUCCG
Molecule: messenger RNA, 1432 nt
Organism: Talaromyces stipitatus ATCC 10500
Lineage: Eukaryota; Fungi; Ascomycota; Eurotiomycetes; Eurotiales; Trichocomaceae
Exons: 6
Coding region: 123-1334 (403 amino acids)
Source: RefSeq, a predicted model, not a curated record